AUGUUGUCACGUUCGAUUCUAACCGGGCGUUUUGUCGCUGCUCGCCAAAUAGUGAAGCCUUUCACGGUGGCCGUAAGGUUCAACUCCUCAGUCUCAGAUGACAAGUACAAGCACCCACUGUUCACACCAAAGGAGGAGUUUGAGGGAUACGUCAAAGUCAAAGACUACUUUUUGCAGAAGAGAGAUCCAUACCUGAAGUACGACGAUCAACAGAAUAGAAGAAACCUGGACGAACCAAUGCACGAAUACCACGAUUUUUUGGACAUGUGGUCGCCAGAUCACUACGAUUUCAUCUCAGACAAGACUGCGUUGAAAUGGUUCUUGAACUAUUUCCUGGCCAUAGCUGGAUUUGCAGGUACCAUCUACGUGUUUGACCUGUGGCCUGAAAGGCCAAAUGCACCAAGAUCGUACCCAGAAGGGCUGGCCAAGGAUUUGGGUGCCUUACCAGGUGAGGAGAAAUUGUACACAGCUAGAGUUGAUCGAUUCGCAUAG
Molecule: messenger RNA, 492 nt
Organism: Kuraishia capsulata CBS 1993
Lineage: Eukaryota; Fungi; Ascomycota; Pichiomycetes; Pichiales; Pichiaceae
Exons: 1
Coding region: 1-492 (163 amino acids)
Cellular component (GO): mitochondrion
Source: RefSeq, a predicted model, not a curated record